Epithele typhae is the source of this 876-nucleotide messenger RNA. Its product is annotated as phosphoglycerate mutase-like protein. The record is from RefSeq and is a predicted model, not a curated record. The transcript is spliced from 7 exons. NCBI's taxonomy places the organism in Eukaryota, Fungi, Basidiomycota, Agaricomycetes, Polyporales, Epitheliaceae. Bases 1 to 876 code for a protein of 291 amino acids.
AUGACAGUCGAGUACAUUUACAUUGCCCGACAUGGCUAUCGCAUGAACUGGGUCACGGAUGACUGGAAGAGUGCGACAGGUCUUCCUCGCGACCCAGCUUUGUCGCCGACUGGGGUGACUCAGGCUGAAGAAGUGGCCGAAUUCUUCAAAUCGCUCGCACCUGAAGAGCGCCCAACUGCGAUAUUCUCCUCGCCAUACUAUCGCUGCCUGCAAACGGCGAAGCCGACCGCUGAAGCGCUCCAGGUCCCUCUCUUCGUCGAGCACGGCCUCUCCGAGUGGUACUCCCAGGUCGAGCCCAACACCGGGCUGCACCCGCGCCCGGGGCCCGCGUCUGAGCUCCGCGCACACUUCCCCCAGGUCGACGCCGAGCGGUGGCCGUCGCUCUACUACCCCUCGCGCAAGGGCGAGUCCGUGCCGGCGGUGCACGACCGCUCCGGUGCGCUCAUCCGCGCGCUCGUGCCCGCCGUCGAGGCGCGCUUCGACGGCGCGCACCGGCGCAUCCUGCUCGUGAGCCACGCGGCGACGGUCGCCGCGCUCGCGCGGGAGCUCGUCGGCGACCGCGAGGCGCCGCUGAGCGUCGCGACGUGCUCGAUCACGGGCGUCCGGCGCAAGGACCUGGGCGCGGAGGAGGUGCUCGGGGGGUUCACGCUCGAGAGGAACGCUGAGGUCGGGCACCUCUCGGAGGGCGCUCAGCGGCCUUGGGGCUUUCAUGAUGCCGAGUACAUCGUCGACAGCCGGUGCAAGGGCAAAGGUGGUGGGGAUUGGAACGUCGUCGCCCACCGUGGUGAACCCGGCACCGAGAACGAGCUUGACCACCCGGUUGGCCUACAGGUUCAUCUUCUGCCCGUUGAGGUUCGAGAGCGCCUGAAACUUUGA